Candidozyma haemuli is the source of this 906-nucleotide messenger RNA. RefSeq lists its product as uncharacterized. NCBI's taxonomy places the organism in Eukaryota, Fungi, Ascomycota, Pichiomycetes, Serinales, Metschnikowiaceae. Gene Ontology annotation, molecular function: palmitoyl-(protein) hydrolase activity. The transcript has a single exon. Gene Ontology annotation, cellular component: membrane. The coding region runs from base 1 to 906 and encodes 301 amino acids. The record is from RefSeq and is a predicted model, not a curated record.
AUGGGCUCGUUUGCGUUCCUUUCGAAGCUUUUUUACCCUGUAAAGAUGCUAGCCUUAUUAGGCCUUUCCAUCUCAGGCGCUGCGCUUGUGGGACUUUAUACGUUCCAGAGCCUGCUCAUUUACCCAGCUUCUAUGAACGAUGGCCAUGGCUAUUGUGCUAGACCUGAGGAGUUUGGUAUGCCUGAUUAUGAAGACUUGUACUUGGAUACUGAAGAUGGAGAGCUGUUGCAUUGCUAUUGCUUGAAGCAUGACAAGAAACUGCCUGACUAUACCAAUAAGACGGUGCUUAUUCUUUCACCUAAUGCUGGUAACAUUGGCCAUGCUUUGCCAAUUGUGUCGAUGUUCUACAAGAACUUUGGGUACAAUGUCUUUAUUUAUUCAUACAGAGGGUAUGGUAAGUCUACGGGUAAACCAUCGGAAACUGGUCUUCGUUUAGAUGCUCAGGCAAUCAUGAGUUACAUUGCUCAGGACGAACAACUUCUGCAAUCUUCAUUGAUUCUAUAUGGAAGAUCAUUAGGAGGUGCCGUUGCCAUUUACAUUCUGUCACUUAUGGGUGCUAGCGUUCAAGGACUCAUUUUGGAGAACACGUUUCUUUCCAUUCCUAAGACGGUUCCCCACAUUUUCCCAUUUCUCAAAUACUUCACCAUGUUCGUGCAUCAGAAAUGGGAACUGGAGCGUCUAGUGCCACUCAUUCCAUCCAACAUUCCAGUUUUGUUCUUUAGUGCCAGAAAAGAUGAGAUCGUGCCUCCAAAUCAUAUGGACAAGAUUCACGAACUCUCGCAAUCCACAGAUAAGACGUUUUUCAAGUAUCCAAACUCCCAACACAAUGACACUGUGAUACAGCUAGACUACUGGGAACGUGUGCAUGAGUUCAUCAAGAACAAAGUUAAUCCAGCUGGAUACUAG